CUUCAGCUCGAGAUGACAUCCUGACAGACAGAGAGGACUGUCUUCUAUCAAACCCCUUUUAAUCUGUCUGUCUGUCUGUCUGUCUGUCUGUCUGUCUGUCUGUCUGUCUGUCUGUCUGUCUGUCUGUACAUGCUGUUGACAGUGAGGUAGAAAUGGACCAAAUUCUCUGGUCCUCUCUGUAACUCCGGAGAUGGAUUCAACACAAGCAGAUGAAGACAAAGCCGUCCAACGUCGGGCCCCGGGUCUGGUUUCUGUGACGAGGAUGCCACUGCACCUUCUCCUCUGGAGCCUGCAUGAUCGCCGUCCCACCCCUGCUGCAUUCCUGCGGUUCUGGAAAAUGGAGGGAGAACCCUUCACCUCGGCUCUCUCCUCUCUGCUGUACUCUUCCGGGGGGCACUUUGUGGCCCUCUCCUCAGCCUCCCUGUCCUCGUCCUCGUCCUCCUCUGACCCUGGCAUCGCCGUCAUGUCCCUGGAGCAGAAGACCACUUUUGCCCUGGUCAUCCUCCUGUUUGUUUUCCUUCUCAUCCUCAUCGUUCGAUGCUUCCGGAUCCUGCUGGACCCGUACCGGAGCAUGCCUACCUCCACCUGGGCAGACGGUCUCGAUGGUCUUGAGAAGGGCCAGUUCGACUACACUCUGGCCUAGAGUUUUGUAUGACGUAUGCACAUCCCAGAGCACAAGUCUUAAUGUGUACACACAGUCACCAGUGUUGUUGCUGACUCUGUAGACUUCAUGGUGCCGGUGAGAAGCACAAAAUCUGUUUACAUUUCACUUUUAAUGUUCACUGUUUGUAACGACACAAAGCUGAAUGUAGCUGGCUUUUGCUCACACUUUGUUCCAGAUGGAUUAAAUGAACAUUUUUUAGUACUGCAGCUGGUUGUGAGCUGUCUUAACCUACAAAGUAAUUAUUUCCAAACAGGAAACUGGGCUGAUGUAAAAAAAAAAAAAGGGGAAAAAAUGUUGCAUCGUAAAACUAUCAGACUAACAGAAAUCAAAGUCGUGUCAGAACACAAUUGUUCUCACGGAUUAAAGAUGGUUGACAUUGUCAGCAUACAUGAAGGUUUUUGACUUUUUUUUGGUUUGUUUAUUGAAAUGAUGUCAUCUUUUUUUGGAACCACGUUAACUGGAAUGAUAAAAUCAAAGUGCGAGUAC
Austrofundulus limnaeus is the source of this 1150-nucleotide messenger RNA. RefSeq names its product cortexin 3 (gene ctxn3). The record is from RefSeq and is a predicted model, not a curated record. The transcript has 2 exons. The coding region runs from base 191 to 643 and encodes 150 amino acids. Lineage: Eukaryota; Metazoa; Chordata; Actinopteri; Cyprinodontiformes; Rivulidae.